Molecule: messenger RNA, 6184 nt
Organism: Paramisgurnus dabryanus
Lineage: Eukaryota; Metazoa; Chordata; Actinopteri; Cypriniformes; Cobitidae
Source: RefSeq, a predicted model, not a curated record
AUGGAAUGAAUCUUGAAUAUAUGGAAUGAAUCUUGAAUAUAUGGAAUGAAAGUCUGAAUAUAUGGAAUGAAUCUUGAAUAUAUGGAAUGAAUCUCUGAAUAUAUGGAAUGAAUCUCUGAAUAUAUGGAAUGAAUCUCUGAAUAUAUGGAAUGAAUCUCUGAAUAUAUGGAAUGAAUCUCUGAAUAUAUGGAAUGAAUCUCUGAAUAUAUGGAAUGAAUCUUGAAUAUAUGGAAUGAAUCUUGAAUAUAUGGAAUGAAAAAGUCUGAAUAUAUGGAAUGAAUCUUGAAUAUAUGGAAUGAAUCUUGAAUAUAUGGAAUGAAAGUCUGAAUAUAUGGAAUGAAAGUCUGAAUAUAUAGAUUCAAAACUCUGAAUAUAUGGAAUGAAUCUCUGAAUAUAUAGAAUGAAUCUCUGAAUAUAUGGAAUGAAUCUUGAAUAUAUGGAAUGAAUCUUGAAUAUAUGGAAUGAAAAAGUCUGAAUAUAUAGAUUAAAAACUCUGAAUAUAUGGAAUGAAUCUCUGAAUAUAUGGAAUGAAAGUCUGAAUAUAUGGAAUAAAAGUCUGAAUAUAUAGAUUCAAAACUCUGAACAUAUGGAAUGAAUCUCUGAAUAUAUGGAAUGAAAGUUUGAAUAUAUGGAAUGAAUCUCUGAAUAUAGAGAAUGAAAGUUGAAAAAACAAAACCAGGAUAAUCAAAUUUAGUGGAUUUCCUCUGCGUAGCUCAGUAGCAUCUUUAUUAACACAUCUUUGUAAUUUAACAGCAUACAAUAAAUACUCACAAAUGUCACACAUAAAUCACCAUUAUCCAUCAACACACAGUUCCGCACUUCCCUGUACAGUAUGCAGGGAUAGGCAGUAUUUUUGAUGCAUGUAUUUCAAAUACAAAAUAGUAUUUUCAGUGAUGAUUAAAAUCCUUUGUAUUUUGUAUCAAACUAUUUUAGUGUUUUGUAUUUUUUAAAUACUGUUAAAUACUUUGUAAGAAGUCUACACAAUGACAUCAUAGAAUGCGACCUCUGAUCAGUGCCUACUGAGAAGUCCCACAAACACACAAUCACAAACUUGACUGUUAGAGCUUACAUUUUUUAGAAUACCUGUUGUAUUAUUUUUAUAUUUAAGUAAAUGUUAUUCCUACACUAUGUGUCCUGUAUACUUAAAUGGCUUUCAAUAGAUUUGGUGGUUGGAGUUUGGUUAAUACUCCUUGACAAGUUCUGUUGCUACUUUUCAGAUUAAAUUUCUGGCUACAUUUAAAAUCUUGUAAAAUACCACCUACCGGCCCAACGACGGAUAGGUGAAGGGAUCUCUUGUUCUUUCCUUCCUUAGCGCUUCUACAAGAAUAAUUCCAUUUAUUAGGUUUCAAUUUAUUUAUUUGACCUCUGUGGUUAAAUUAUAAUCUGACUCCAAUUUAUAAAUUAUCAAUAUUAUUCUCAUGCUGAUCAUAAUUUAUAUUAAUAAUUUUAUUCUCUUAAUUAUUUAAAUUUAUAUAAAAAAUAAGAUGUACUCCUGAAGGUGUUCAGUUCCAUACAGCUGGGCGUAGAGGCAUUCUCCUUCUAACUUAAAUUAAAAUUAGAGGUUUCUCCAAAACACAUUGAAAAUAAGAGGAUCCAUCUAUAUUUUAGGUUGAGGCAAUUCUCCAUCCAACCUGUAAAGUGAGGCAAUUAUACACAUCAUAUUUUCAAUAGAGGUAAUUCUCCUAAUCUAAGCCACCUUCGGUAUAUUUAUCUUAACACAUAAAAUACAAUAAAAGACUUGACACAUUUUUUAAAUAAACAAAGAUUAACAAUUUAUUUUGCCAGGCAGGUCCCACGUAAAUCAAUUAUUUGGUUAUUCAAAUUUAACAAUUAAGAAGAUCAACAUAGAAAAUAAACAGUCACAAAGUAAAAUCAUACCUGGCAGUUAAAGACACACAAAGUGGUCUAGGAAGAUUCUUGCUAAAGAAUGCUUCCAUAAUGUUUGAAUACACACACAAAAAGUGUGGGGAAGAUUCUUGCUACAGAAUGCUUCCCAGGGUCUCUUGCCAAGCCACCUUAUAUACACAGAUGAGACAAGAAUGAUUAAAGUCCCAAAUCAGGAUUUGGUUGGUCAGGUUCUCGUGACCCUAAAAGGCACCAAAUGGGAUUGUUAACCAUCAGUUAUCUAUAUCUCUUCAGGAGGUGACACCCAUCACAGGAGUACAGUUUAUGUCAUUAGUUCUACACUUUGAUAUACUUUCUCUUAGAAUUAUAGAAAUUAGACAUGUUUAACCAUCGCACCAUCACCUUUAAAAUAAAACCACACAUGAAGAUGAAACCUUAGUAACAUCACAACAAAUAUACCCAAUGUAAUAUGUUUUUAGUAUUUACAGAACAAAACCUUAAGGGAGAAGAGAGGGAGAGAAAUACAGAUCAGUUCCUGGGUAGCCGUGACCCCAGAGACAACAGGUCUCUCAGAAAUAUACAGAAUGUGGUUUUAUUGUUUUAUGGUCCAGCUCCAAAAAUAAAUUAUUGUCCACCUGACCGAGCUACAAUCUAAACAUAUUGAUCAUGUAAUAAUUGUUGAAAUUAUAAAAUGUUUGUUUUCAACUGCUAAAUGGGUGUCAAAUGAUUUGAUAAAUAAUUCAUUUCUGAGUAUUGUACCCCUAGUUGAAGUAGCUGUUUAGUAGGAUCAUGGUAUUUUAGUGUGCCUGACACACAAUAUAUUAUUGUAUUUAUGAUAACAACCACAUGACUAAUUAGUUAGAAACUAGUUGCUAUGAAUACAGGUGCCAUCAGUUGUCUUCUUAUGAAUGCCUUGUUUGUCAGUGUUGCUAUUGCAAAGUAGUCCCUUUCGUUACCGGUUGCAUUUCAGAUUUUUGCAUUACUCAAUCAUCAAUGCAUUAGUCAAUUUAAUGGUGAGGCAAUAGAUCAAUUGUCCAACUGAUGGAAGGUUUGCAAAGAUGCUUCCUUGUAAAAGUAUUGUUUGUAUUUUCAAAAUACAGAAAUACAGUAGUUUAUUUUGUUGUGGCUGCUGUAUUUUGUAGUUUAUUUUGAUACAAUUAAAACUAAGGUAUUUGGUAUUUUAUUUUAAAAUACAUUUUGAUAUUUGCUCAACCCUGCCUGUUUGCUUCCAAUAAACAAUAAAAUGUUCCAAAUACUGUAUCUUCUUAAUGUUGCAAAAUACACAUUAAAAUUCCCUAAAUUAACCAGAUGUCUGAAUAUAUUGAAUGAAUCUCUGAAUAUAUUGAAUGAACGUUUGAAUAUAUUGAAUGAAUGAGAUGACGUCAUUAAAACGCCCUCUUGCGUUUGUCAGGUGUAAUUGAUUAUUCGGUACAGGUGUUUAUUCUGACAGAAACGCGUUAACGAUGAGUGAGUCUGCGCGAAAUCUGGUGGCAGCAAUUUUAAGUAAUGACGAGCUAAUUAACACCCUGGCGAAUGCUUGUACGGGCCAAAAUACUGGUAACCGUAUUCAAUACCGUUCUACCGAUGAAGAAGUUAAUUCACUGUUUCAUCGCGGAAGACCGAGUGCAGCUAACAUCACAGGCCAGGCAGUUCCUGCUUAUCAGACAAACAUUAACACAGAAAGAAACAUGCCUUCUACCUCACAAGGAUCACACACAGCAGCACCUAUUUACAAUCUUCGCCCGUUCACUCGAAAGGGCCCUAGACAGAAGAGGUAAGAAUAAUGCAUUUAAUUUGCUAAUCCCAUAUUUAUCAGGUUAUGUGUUUGAUAGGGGCAUCAUUUCAUAAGUAGUCAAUUUCAAUCUUUUAAAUUUAGGUUUAAAUAUUUAGAGCAGUAAAGAAGUUACACAAUUUAAUAACACUGUGGUAGGAUAACUGUUUACAUGAAACUUACUGUUAACACAGUAUAUAUUAAUCAGAAAAUGUAAUUUUAUACAGUGCAUGGAUAUACAUUUAAUAUAAAUGAAUAUAAUAUUUUUUUAAGGUUUCAGACACAAAGCAGUUUACGUUGUGUGGCUCAGUCUUUCACCAAAGAGGUAAUUCUCCUGCCAGACCAUACAUCGACACAUGUGCCAAGGCGUGCCAAGAAAGCUUGGCUUUUUGAGCACGGACAUAUAAAAUCUGCCUUGGAGUUUGAGUGUAACUGGGAUGCCGACAAAGUUAUGCAGGCAAUAACAACAGCCUUCCAGCCAAUUGUGGAGGGAUGCAGGUUACAAAUCUUGCUGCCAUGCCACAACAAACUAGUGGAGCCAUCCCUGACCUCCAAACAGGCUUUAGGUGGAGACCUUGUGAAAAAACUGUUUCAUAAGAAAUCCAUUUAUGUCAGGCCUGACAAGGUCAUUUUAACUGAGGAAAAAGAAUCUUCAUGUUCUGAUGGAGAUAGUAGCCAUACAAACAGCAAUGAUAUCAUAGAAAUAGCAGACCACGAUAUGUGUGUCCCUGGUAGUGUGCCUGACAAAGUUGUGGAGGCCCCAUCCCUUUCCACUAAUACCACUUCCAUCUCCGUUGGAGAUGAAGUUGUGUGGUGUAUAGCCACCCAAGAAAUUUGCACUGUUGCACCUAACAUCUCCGAUAAUAACCUCACCAUGUCUACUAGUACUGCUGUCAUUACAAUUGAUGAGACUCCUACCUUUUCCGGUGGAACUUCUGCCAUCUGCAGUGGCAACACCCACAGCUUGUCGAUUGGUCCAACUACUAGUGCAAAUAGACAAACAAGUUGCAUCUCUGCUAAUCACUCCACUGGGAUGUCCCAUGAACCCACCCAACCCAGUACAUCCAGCACAUCCUACAGCACAUACCUUGAUCUUUUUGAGGAAGAGUACAUCUCUGAUGACCCUGAUCUCCAGGAAGCCAUCUCAAGGUCCUUAGAGUCUAGCACAAGUGAGAGUGAUUUAAAGAUAACUUUUGAAAGAAUAAUGGAGACCAUUGCUUCUAGAGUAAAUACUGAUAGCAUUGUACGCUUCAACAUCAUAAGAAGAAAUGUAUGGGAUGGAGCAUCCAGAGCAAUGGGCAGAUCCAAUUUUUCACCUGAGAAGAAGGUAGAUGUUAAGUUUACUGAUGACUACGGAAUAUCUGAAGGAGCAGUGGACAAUGGAGGGCCUACUCGGGAGUUUUUCCGACUCUGUCUUCAUGAAAUCAAGGACAAAAUUGCCAUCUUUGAGGGACCACCUAAUUCUAAACUGCUUACAUGCAACUCCAAAGCAAUGAAAGACAAUACCUACUUCUAUGCUGGCCAAAUCAUGGCAAUGUCAAUUGCUCAUGGGGGACAGUCUCCAUGUUUCCUGUCUGAACUUUUAUAUGAGUGUCUUCAAAAGGGCCCAGACAAUGUGAAGGUCAAAAUUGAACAUAUUACUGAUGAAGAAACAAAGUCACAGCUCAAGUCGAUCUUACAGGCUGAGAAUGAAUUACAACUACACAAUGCACUAACACAGGCAGGCAACUUGAUCAGUCUUGCUGGUCACAAUGUUCGCGUAACACUGGAAAACAAACAAGAGACUGCUUUGGACCUGGCUCACUGGUAUGUCCUCCAACGAACUCGUGCACCCUUUGAAAGGUUCAGAGAUGGCUUAAUGUCUCUGGGUGUCCUAGAUGCUCUUCGGAGAUACCCUCUACAGUUGAAGUGUCUUUUUGUUAAGGGUGAAAAGGCCUUAACAGCAAUUGAUGUGGAGAAUCUCUUCCAUGUUAAAUAUUCCGAAAGAGGGAGUAAUGCAUUUCACGAAGAGAGCAGGACCCUGGCAUUCUGGCAAGACUAUCUUCAGGAUGCUGAAUUUGAAAACGAUGUCUCUCUGGAGGAUGUUCUUGUUUUCUGCACUGGAUGUGAUAGCAUUCCAGCACUGGGUUUCUCUCCAAAGCCAAGCCUUGAGUUUAUUACCAAUUCCCGAUUUCCAGUGGCAAAUACUUGUGAAAAUAUACUUCGCAUACCAGUUCAUGCAGUUUACACUACUUUCAAAUCCGACAUGGAUUUUGGAAUACGCAAUUCACCAGGAUUUGGAAGAGCGUGAGGGGUAAAAUUACUGAGGACUUUGACCUUGAGUUAUGCCUUGAUUAUGCUAUUGAUGUUAUUUCAUUUUGUUAUCUCCUAAUAUUAAAAUUCUGCAUUUUAUGGACCAAAACACAUUAAGAAGCAUACAGUUAAAAAAAAGUUCUUUGUUCUGUUUAAAGAUCCAUUUCAAGCCAUGGUUUUGUGCUCUAGUCCUCUAACCUGAACAGCCAUGCUGCCCUGCUCUAUUGCUCUGGCAGAUUGUUGUUUUUUUCUCUUUAAAGUGUCAUGCAUGGUCUU